This is a messenger RNA of Parastagonospora nodorum SN15, 402 nucleotides long. RefSeq lists its product as hypothetical. Bases 1 to 402 code for a protein of 133 amino acids. The transcript has a single exon. The record is from RefSeq and is a predicted model, not a curated record. Lineage: Eukaryota; Fungi; Ascomycota; Dothideomycetes; Pleosporales; Phaeosphaeriaceae.
AUGCUCGUCCGACCCUUCCCAUCCCUCCUCCUCCCCAAACCCCUCGCAUCCCUCGCCUCCACCCUCUUCAAAACCACCAAGCCCACCACUUCAGGCACCCAAACCCGCCUUUUCUCCCUCCUCAACCCCAGCGCGCGCUCCCACACAAACCGCAUCUUCGACCCGGUCCGCCAACCAAACGACCUACACACGCUCACCAUGCUCAACGCCGCCGAUAACCGCACACUCAUAACGACGUGGAGCGCAAAAUGGUGCGCGACUUGCCAAACGAUCCGGCCGCUGAUUCUGAAGAUGAUUGAGGAGGAGAAGGUGGGGGAGCGGGAGGGUGGGCUGGGGUAUGUGGAGGUGGAGAUGGAUUCGACGCUGAUCGAGGAUUUGCCGGUGAAGUUUAGGGUGAGUUGA